GUGAACUGUGAAAACGUAAAGUAAAACUUAAAACUGUUGUCGUCUAUUGUGGCACCACUAACUAUCCUAAUUUGAUAUUGAUUUUUUUUUUAAAUUGUGUUGACUGUUGUAAUGAUUGUAAAUCUAUAGUGUGAUUUAAAGAGUACCCUUCUGAUACUGUACCAUUGUGCUGUAUCAUUGUAUUUUUGGAGAUGACGAAUAUAGAGAAAAACCCAGUUCGUGUAUGGUGUGACGGCUGCUAUGACAUGGUGCACUUUGGCCAUGCCAAUUCAUUGCGUCAAGCAAAGCAACUAGGGGAUUAUUUGAUUGUUGGAAUACAUACUGAUGAAGAAAUCACAAAACAUAAAGGACCACCAGUCUUUACACAGGAAGAAAGAUACAAGAUGAUCCGUGGCAUCAAGUGGGUGGACGAGGUAGUGGAAGGAGCUCCGUACAUUACUACUCUGGAGACACUAGACAAGUACCACUGUGAUUUCUGUGUACAUGGAGAUGAUAUUACAACAACAGCCGAUGGAGUGGAUUGUUAUCAUCUAGUUAAAGCGGCUGGAAGAUACAAAGAAGUGAAGAGAACCGCAGGAGUGUCAACAACGGACGUUGUUGGUCGGAUGUUGCUGAUGACGAGGCAGCAUUUCCGCAGGGGCGCCCAGGAGUAUGAGGUGGGCCGUGAACCGUCGUCUGCGCUGGGGCUGGAUGCGACUGCUCGCUCUCCGUGGACUGGCUGUUCACAGUUCCUCCCCACCACACAGAAGAUCAUCCAGUUCAGCGAGGGAAAGGAACCGAAGGUAUACCUAACCACCUGUACCCUACCCCCUCCUGUCCAAGUCAAGCCAGGAGACAAGAUAGUGUAUGUUGCCGGAGCCUUUGAUCUGUUCCAUGUUGGCCAUCUGGACUUCCUCCAACAGGCAGCCGCGCAGGGUGACUUCCUGAUUGUUGGACUGCACACGGACCCUGUGGUAAACAGGUACAAGGGCAGCAACUUCCCCAUCAUGAACCUACAUGAGAGAGUGCUCAGUGUGUUGGCCUGCAAGUAUGUUUCGGAAGUGGUGAUCGGUGCACCCUACACUGUGACUGAGGAGCUGAUGAACCAUUUCCACGUGGACCUUGUGUGCCACGGGAAGACUCCCAUCAUGCCUGAUGAGGACGGUGUGGACCCGUACAAGGUGCCCAAGGACAAGGGACGCUUCAUGGCUCUGGACUCUCGUAAUCUCAUGACAACCGAGAAAAUUGUGGACAGAAUCAUCCGUCACAGGAUUGAUUAUGAAGAGAGGAACAGAAAGAAAGAAGUGAAGGAGAUUAAGAUGCUGGAAGCUUUAUCCAAAGUCAAGAUAAUCGGAAGUUCGUAGCGAGCUUUCUACUAACAACGACUCUCGUCACUUGUUUCCCACCAAAGUUUAGUAAUUAAUCCAUUCCAGUUUAGUACGUUAGAUGAACCGAAGCCAGAGAUCAACACAAUAUGUUUAGUGUGUUGACUUGAAAGAUCAAAUAUCAAUUUGUAAAUUUGGUUUACUAUGGUUAUUGUUUUACUCCUUUAUUUUUAUAUGAAAAUUUGAAAUUUCGAUAUAACUUUGUUAUUUAGUGCCAAAUUCAAAUUGUUUUGAGAAUCAGAGCUUAUUAAUACCAUUUAUUUAUUGUGUUAUGUAUAAAUGUACAUUAGUUUGAAUAAAUAAUGUAUUUUAUUGUUUUCUAUUAUGUUUGUAUAUAUUUAUGGUUUAUGAGCAGGGUGGAAUUUUGCCAAACUAUUGGUAACUAUUUACUUUGUUAUAUUUGCUAUUAUUAUGUUUUAGAGAAUUUACAUAGUAAAUAUAUAUUUUUUAAUUGUAGGAAGUAAAAAUUAAAUUUGAUUGUCUUGUUUUUACAUUACUAAAAUAUUUUCUGCUUAAGCUAUAAAACGAUGGUUUAACAUCCACACAAUUAAACAUGGCCAAUUAAUUGAUAUAAAGAGAUAUAAAUUAGAAAAUAAUAUAUGUUCUUAGAAAUCGUACAAAAUUUACAAUUAGGAAAUAAUGAUUAUAUAUGUCAAGUUUUAGCUUAGUUUUUCUAAACUCAAUUCCUGCUUCUUUAUGUUGUAAUCAAUUUUUAAUUGUAGGUUAUUUAGUACCUAGAUUAUAAUAGAUUUUUAUUUUGAAUGAAGCUUUAGUGAAAGAUAAACCAUGUUUUAUCACUGAACUGUUGAAUGAAUUAUACAAUUUGUACUUAGUACUAUUCUAAACUUUGUCAAUCAAAAUAGAUGCGAUUGUUAUAUUAUAAAUUUUGUGAUAACUCAACCGUAGGUGAACGAGAAUUGUAAGGGAUCUAGUCACUUUGGUGAUAUUGUAAUUAAUAGUUCACUUAUGUACAUUUGCAGUACACAAACUAGAGCCUGUUUUUUUCAUUCUAGUGCAUGAAUUUUAGUCCUUAAGUGUUUCA
Molecule: messenger RNA, 2406 nt
Organism: Macrosteles quadrilineatus (aster leafhopper)
Lineage: Eukaryota; Metazoa; Arthropoda; Insecta; Hemiptera; Cicadellidae
Gene: Pect
Product: ethanolamine-phosphate cytidylyltransferase
Exons: 9
Coding region: 192-1343 (383 amino acids)
Biological process (GO): phosphatidylethanolamine biosynthetic process
Cellular component (GO): cytoplasm
Molecular function (GO): ethanolamine-phosphate cytidylyltransferase activity
Source: RefSeq, a predicted model, not a curated record